Molecule: messenger RNA, 468 nt
Organism: Prunus armeniaca (apricot)
Lineage: Eukaryota; Viridiplantae; Streptophyta; Magnoliopsida; Rosales; Rosaceae
Source: the annotation of a GenBank genome assembly
AUGGCAAGGAGUAAUGUAGUUUCAUGGAGUCUCAUUUUCUUGGCUAUGGGGCUUUUCAGUUAUGUAUCUGUUCAAGCCACCAGAGAAGGGAGGUCUCUGAUAGAUCUGAGAGACAAGAGACUUGAUUUGGACAAUGGGUUAAAGAAUUGGCACGGUAAAGAGGCAACUUAUCGAGGGCUGACAGCUGAUGGUUACGGGGCAGGGCCUGGUUAUGGUUUUGGUGGUGGUGGGAGUGGUACAGGCAAUGGUGGCACUGGUGGUGGUAAAGGCGGAGGCUAUGGUGAUGGCAGUGGUGGCUUUGGAAGUGGUGUUGGGUAUGGUGGUAAUGGUGGCAAUGGUGGCGGAUUUGGUAAUGGUGUUGGAGGAGGUGGUGGGUUUGGUGGAGGCUCGGGCACAGGCCCAGGUUAUGGUGGUGGUGGGGUAGGCGGGGGUGGUGGAGGAUAUGGUCAUGAUGAGAAGAUGAAUUAG